UGAUGGAUCACGGAAAACACUGAAACACUGACAGGAAAUGAUCACUAUCACGUACACACUGACAGUACAUUUCAUUAUUUUGAUUUGCUGUAUAUAUAAAUAAAUGAAAUGAAUACUACUUAAACUAAAUGGCUAAGUUAAGAAAAUCAGAUAUUGGUAUAUCAACAUUUUUGGCCUCCGUGCAUCCAGCUAACACAUGUGGAACGAAUGGACUCCCUCUUACACCAAACUCAAUUGUUAUCUAUGGAAGAUUUCAGAGACUGAAAACUUUACAUCAUCCAAAUCUGUGUGAAUAUCUGGAUAUUGUCCGUGGCAAGCAUGAACGUUUAGUUGUGGUGGCUGAACAUCAUAAAGUCUGCUUACAUGAUGUUCUAGAGAAAAACAGAUUUAGAGAUUUUGACAUAAUUAAAGGAAUUGCAUGUGACAUCAUCAUGGGGUUGGCGUUUCUGAAUAAACAGAAUAUAGUUCAUAGAUCAUUAACUUUAGACAACAUCUUACUAGACAUUAAGGGAAAUGUCAAAUUGUCUAAAUUCGGACGUUUCUUUAUGACUAACAAUGGCACUGCUGUGGAUUUUCCAAUUGGAUCACCAAGAUAUCUUGCACCAGAAAUCUUGCUACGAGGUCCGCAGUCUUCAAACCUGUCAGGUGCAUGCAGCGCAAAGGCGGACGUUUGGUCUCUAGGAAUCAUUUUAACUGAGCUUGUUAUGGGCAAACUAAUUUGGGGCAAUCUGACCAAGAAAUCAGACAUUAAGAAAAUAUUAGAAAGAACACUGUCAUUAUUAAUAAAGGAAAAGGAAACUGGCGAAAGUCCAUUUUGUUUACUGCUGAAAGAGCACGAUGCAGCAGAUAUACUAAAGGGAAUUCCAGCAAACUUACGUUCUUUUAUUGAAUGUUGUCUUACCAUUAAGCAUUCCAAAAGGCAAAGUCCAAUGGAUCUUCUUAACCACCAGCUUUUUUCAGACUUAAAUACAAUUAAUAAGGCUAGUGAUGAAAUUCAUAUGGAAGUAUUUCCUGCGAUAUUUAGGUCUGGAGAUCUUGAGCUACCUGUGGAUUCUCCGAAAAAGAGCAUACCUGGAGAAGAUCGACUGCAGGAAAGAUAUAUUAGAGAAGUAUAUCAUUUGUGGACGCUAGCUGGUGGGGAUGUUUUUGCUGAGCUGAAAAAACACGACUUGAUCAAGACAUUUCCCCCUGUUUGUAAUUUGCCCAAUGUUAUAUUACAAGGUGGUGAUACCCUUGGCGUUGCGAAAGACAGAAAUCUGUUGCUUGAUGAUAGUGUUGUUUGCUUGUCUUUGGAAAGAGUUAGAGAGCGAUUAUCUCAUGUGGAACCUAGUGCGUAUUAUCCACUACUAGCUCAAAAAGAUCCCUGUCCUUUUGAAUUAAGUGAAAUGGAGAGUUUACCAGUUGUUAUCCGGGAACGUGAUGUAGAAUAUCAGUUUCGUCGAAUUGUCAUUUUCCAGAGAUUGCUUGAAGGUUAUCCUUUCACAAGAGAUAAAAUCAUUAAAGAGGCUCGUGUUGAUAUCCCUCCUCUGUUACGCGCUCAGGUCUGGGCAGCGUUGCUUAAUGUUACGGGUAAUGUUCCCCUUACCUAUGAUGACAUUGACAAGGAUUCUGUUACUCCAACAGAUAGACAGAUUGAAGUCGACAUUCCUCGUUGUCAUCAAUAUCACCAGCUUCUUGCUUCACCAACGGCCCACGAGAAAUUUAAGAGAUUGCUGAAAGCUUGGGUUGUCUCCCAUCCUGGCUUAGUUUAUUGGCAAGGCUUAGAUUCAUUGUGUGCUCCAUUUCUGUCACUCAAUUUCAAUAAUGAAGCUUUGGCGUUCAGUUGUCUCAAAUCUUUUAUUCCGAAGUAUCUUUAUAAUUUUUUCCUCAAAGAUAACUCUCACAUAAUUCAAGAAUAUCUCGCUGUAUUUUGUCAUUUGAUUGCGUUCCAUGAUCCUGAAUUGUUUAGUCACUUAGACGAAACGGGGUUUCAACCAGAGCUUUACGCCAUUCCCUGGUUCCUGACAAUGUUCACACACGUGUUCCCGCUUCAGAAAAUCUACCAUUUAUGGGAUACCUUACUUCUUGGUAAUUCUUCCUUUCCGCUGUAUAUCGGUGUGGCAAUUUUGCAACAGUUGCGUGCUCAGCUUCUGACUUAUGGCUUUAAUGAAUGUAUUCUUCUCUUCUCUGAUAUGCCAGAGAUUGACAUUGAACGUUGUGUUCAAGAUUCAAUCAAGAUUUUUCAAUCCACCCCCAAGAGUAUCGCGGCACGUCAACAUGAUAACAUAACUACCAAUGAUAUGUCUGAGGGAAAAGCCAAAGCAAAAACGGAGAAGGAAUUUCUCUCAGUGGAGCAGUUAAAAUCGGAAAAAUGUCCUCGACUCUCGUUGCAAGAUAUGCUUCAGAUAUUGGAUAUAAGAAAUGAUCAGACGGUUUCUCCAAGUGUUCUAACAUCGAAAUCAAAAUCGUGGGGUAUUGUUGUUGAUAUAAGACCACCAGAAGAUUAUAACCGUGGCCAUCUUCCAGGAAGUAUCAACAUGCCAUCGAAUCAAACAUUUUCUGAAGAUAAUAAACUAGUGCCUUGUGAGAGUGCAACAAUUUUGCAAGCUUCGAAAGGGAAAAUAAUUAUUAUUCUUGGUGGGCGGUCAAACAAUUCUCCCAAGUUUGCAGAAGAACUUGUUAAGAAGCAUUUUCCAAGAGUAUGCGUUCUGGAUGCUGGUUUGAACGCCAUGCGAACUAUUGGGCUAAUGUCCGUCGUCCCUGUUUAGACUCCGACCGAAAAAGAAUUUCAUUAAAGACAAUGUGUCUGAGGGAGACCAAACUAUCCGUUCAUUUUUUUAAUGAUAUUUGAAUAAUAUAUAUGGUUUACAAUGAAUACGACGAUCACCCAAACAAACGAUUGGAUAAAAAUCAUUAUUUUAUGAUUUUUUACAUUGACUUUUAAAUAUAUCUUUGCAAGUUG
Messenger RNA from Dendronephthya gigantea, 2941 nucleotides. RefSeq names its product TBC domain-containing protein kinase-like protein. The coding region runs from base 129 to 2747 and encodes 872 amino acids. The record is from RefSeq and is a predicted model, not a curated record. Gene Ontology annotation, biological process: activation of GTPase activity; protein phosphorylation. The transcript has 30 exons. Gene Ontology annotation, molecular function: ATP binding; protein kinase activity; GTPase activator activity. NCBI's taxonomy places the organism in Eukaryota, Metazoa, Cnidaria, Anthozoa, Malacalcyonacea, Nephtheidae.